Molecule: messenger RNA, 5944 nt
Organism: Mesoplodon densirostris (Blainville's beaked whale)
Lineage: Eukaryota; Metazoa; Chordata; Mammalia; Artiodactyla; Ziphiidae
Gene: GNB4
Product: G protein subunit beta 4
Exons: 11
Coding region: 606-1628 (340 amino acids)
Biological process (GO): G protein-coupled receptor signaling pathway
Cellular component (GO): heterotrimeric G-protein complex; cytoplasm
Molecular function (GO): signaling receptor complex adaptor activity; protein binding
Source: RefSeq, a predicted model, not a curated record
AGUAGGAUUAAUGUCAUUCUGAUUCAGAGUUUUUAAGCAGGAAAUCCAAACAGCAGAAGGGAUAAGAGCUCAAAUUCAUUUCAGUUAAAGCAAAACGGGAAGAGCAGUAAGUAGCUAUCCUGAUAAAGGGGCAGGGGUGGGGGGCAAACAAGAGCAAAGAAGUUGAUGUUCUCUGACUGAAAGAAUUUGUGAAGUCUCUUAGAUUUGGCAGGAAACGAGAGAGAAAAUAGGAAGCAGACGCUCCGCUCCGCGCCAGCUGCUUUCGCCCCCCGCCCGGGCCGCGCACGCUCCAGGGUCUGCGCGCGUCCACGGCGCGUCCCCGCGGGCUCGCGCGCCUCGUGCCUCGCGCCUCGCGCCUCGCGCCUCGAGCCACGUCCCCGCCCCGGCCCCGCGCCCGGCGGAGUUGGCUGCUGGGAGGCGCGGGCCUGGGUGUGGUCGGCGGAUCUCGGCGGCGCUGGUCUCGGCGGUACUCUGCGCUCUGCAAGCCGGCUCCGUGCGCCAGGGGCUGCUGAGCGCCCAGCUGACCUCCGCACGCCAGUCCACGCGGGCCCAAGCUCCCUCCAGUGACUUUCAUUUGUUAGUUUCUGAGGUAAACAAAUUCAAGGAUGAGUGAGCUGGAACAGUUGAGGCAAGAAGCCGAGCAGCUGCGGAAUCAGAUCCAGGAUGCUAGAAAAGCAUGUAAUGAUGCCACGCUUGUUCAGAUCACGUCAAAUAUGGAUUCCGUGGGUCGAAUACAAAUGCGAACAAGACGUACACUGAGGGGUCACCUAGCUAAAAUCUAUGCUAUGCACUGGGGAUAUGAUUCGAGGCUACUAGUCAGUGCUUCCCAAGAUGGAAAAUUAAUUAUUUGGGAUAGCUAUACAACAAAUAAGAUGCAUGCUAUUCCUUUGAGGUCCUCCUGGGUGAUGACCUGUGCUUAUGCUCCCUCUGGUAAUUAUGUUGCUUGUGGAGGACUGGACAACAUCUGCUCUAUAUAUAACUUGAAAACCAGAGAGGGAAAUGUGAGAGUGAGCCGAGAGUUACCGGGUCACACGGGCUACUUGUCCUGCUGUCGUUUUUUAGAUGACAGCCAAAUUGUUACAAGUUCAGGAGAUACAACUUGUGCUUUAUGGGACAUCGAAACUGCCCAGCAGACCACUACAUUCACUGGGCAUUCUGGAGAUGUGAUGAGUCUUUCUCUGAGUCCUGACAUGAGGACUUUUGUUUCUGGUGCUUGUGAUGCCUCUUCAAAAUUAUGGGAUAUUCGAGAUGGAAUGUGUAGACAGUCUUUUACUGGCCAUGUGUCGGAUAUUAAUGCUGUCAGUUUUUUCCCAAAUGGAUAUGCCUUUGCCACUGGCUCUGAUGAUGCUACUUGCCGACUCUUUGACCUUCGAGCAGACCAAGAGUUAUUAUUGUAUUCUCAUGACAAUAUCAUCUGUGGGAUCACUUCCGUAGCCUUCUCAAAAAGUGGGCGUCUCCUGUUAGCUGGGUAUGAUGACUUCAAUUGUAACGUAUGGGACACACUAAAAGGAGAUCGUGCAGGUGUUCUUGCUGGUCAUGACAACCGUGUCAGCUGUUUAGGUGUAACUGAUGAUGGCAUGGCUGUGGCAACAGGGUCUUGGGACAGUUUUCUUAGAAUCUGGAAUUAACAGCACAAAUUUUCUGUUCUCCACUGAUACCUGGAGAAAUCAGUACUACAGCCUAUAGCUGUGAAAAAGAAUUUACCUUAUAUUUGCAGGUGAAGAUUUUUCUAUUAAGAUUAUUAUAUACAAAAAGAAGCUUUCAGUAAACUACAAAACAAAAAAAGGUGAAAACAAGGUAAAGGUGCUUGCUGAGAUCAGGACCAGUGUAUUAAUUUGAGGAGUGGAGCUAAUUUAACCGUGAUGAAUUUUUGCUUGUACUGUCUAAUUCUUUUUCUUUGUGUAGAACAGAAUGUACACAUUAUAGCAGCCUAUCAUGUUUGAGAGUAUGUGUUUGCAUUUUUUAAGAACUACAUUUUUAACCUUGUAUACCUUAAAAAGUGUCAUAGUUUUGAGUUUUGUAGUGGAGGAACCAGGCACAGUAAUAGAUGGAAGUGAUACCAUUGAUGUGUGUACUGAUAUUUGAAGCAAGUCUCCUUGUAUUCCGACCAUUUUGAUCUAAAAGAGAUCCUGGUUGCUUACUGUUUAAGAAUGCUGACAGGCCUAGGUACCACUGAGGGGAGUCCUUGUGAAUAUCAUUAGUUUCUGCAAUAUCCUCUGCCAUCUUAUCAACUUAAAUUAGUGCUCAUGUUUAGUCUUUUGAAGGGGACAUAAUCUGAUGGCCAGGGAAUAGAGAUCUCACUCUGAAAUUUUAGACAUACAUAAGAAACUCAUAUUAUAUUAAUUGGUAGAUAGCAGUAAUCACAUGAGAAUGGUUCUUGUUAUUUUAAAAAGCUGGUUAUGAUCAAAUGACACUUAGGUAGCAUUCGAAAUAGCUGGGCUUUCCUAUUGAUUUCAUAUCCUAGAACUGAGUUUGUAAGGUGCACUCAUUUCAGAAGAUUGAUGAACAUUUGGACUGUCCUUGCAUCUGAAGGGUUUUUCCCAGUGUUCUCCAUCAAUGUGUAUCUAGGUAGGAAAAAUAAUGUGAUGGCAUUGUUUUUCAAAGAAGUAUAAAAUCUAACCAAUCACCAGGUCUGACUAGUUAUAAUCAUUAAGGUUGCUUUAUGAAUUUGUUCACAUAAUAUAAAAUCUGAAUUGAUGUUAACUCCCCGUGCCUUAAAAAAUUAAAAAGCAGACAUUCAAGCUUUUUGAUCUUCUAUAAUAUUUCCUCCCAUUAGCACAAAAUAUUGGUUUCUAAGUGGUUUUGCUUCAAAGGAUACCAAGAUCAAAGUGACCCCCACUUUAAAGCCAAAAGAAGAUUCUAAGAGCAGUUCUUGAAGGAGUCAGAGGAAAAUACUAAGCAAUUCCUCUGCUUGUCAGUGAUAUAAUAAUGUGUGUAUUACUAGAACAGGCCCCCUUGAACUUAAACAGAGAUCCUUGCCCCUUGGAUUUCUCUUAAAAAUAAUCUAAAUGAUUGACAGUAGAAGAUUGUUAGUCUUCUUUGAUGGUAAAGUCGUGGGGUUUUUCUGAUGUAGAAGUGCAUUGUGUUUUGUAACAGUAAACUGUGUCUGUCAGUAACUGUUGAGAUAGGUCUGUUAACUUUUGAUCACCUGUAACCCUAACCUAAAUACUCCCAAAUUUUACUUGUAAAUUUUCAUUUUUAUAUUGUGGAUGUGCUAGUAAGUGCAUCAACCAUAAUGAAAUCAGUAAAUGUUUUAAGAUACUAAAAAGAAUAAAAUGGGAAAAGGAAGAUUAAGAUAUAGGACCAAAAAAACAGACUUGUAGAUGGCAGGCAUGAAUGUAUAUUUAUAUACACAUUCAAGAUUUCUAUGAACUUUAGCUGUUAAUGUUUGUGGACUAUUUAUAUCACUUCAUAAAGAGAAGCUCUUUGAGAUAAGGCAAGAAUACUUCAAAGGGACAUAUUCAUUUCCAAAAACAGAGAGGGGUGAGGGUGUACCAUGUAGUUCAGCAAUUUAUUCCAAAAUCCUCUUCAAGAAAGCACUUCUACCAUGUGCAAAAUAUAGCCUUAUAUAUAUAAAAAGAAAGUAUCUCCUCUACUUUGAAAGUGGUUCUAGUAACAAGAUACUUUAGUCAGAGGCACACAGACUAUAAGAAGUCUGUGGUCUUCAAAAUAUUAAUAAAAGUGAUUUAAUGUUAUUAAAGUUUUUGUAGAUAGUUAAAAAGCAAUUCCCAUAAUUAAAUAUGUAUUAGGCAACUGAAAAUUAACCACUGCUAUGGCUAUUAUUACCGUAUUAUACAUAUGACCGAAUGGUGACCUCAUUACCACAUUAACUUACUACGUAAACCUUUGUUUAGUGAUAUGGGUUCCAGUUGCUAAAUAUUUGUUUCCUUGCAGUUUGAGUUCAUCUGCUCGUCUAAUUCUUUUGUGCAUAAGAACUUCCUAAAGUCAGUAUAAUUUGUAGAAGCACAGUACAGUUUGAAUCUGUUUUUCAAAACUUAAAAAAAAUAUGGCCAAAAGUAGUUUUAAGGAAUUUUAUCAAUAUUGCAGUUCUGGUGCCUGAUUUCUUUUUACCUAAGAAACAUUUAAACGUCAUGCGCCUCAGUUAGGUGUAUUUGUAGAGUCUUUAAUCACUUCAUAAAGAACAGUUUUUUUUAAGAUGUGGCAAGAGUAUUUUAAAGGCACAUAUUCUUUUCUAAAACAAAGUGGAGUGAUUGCCAUGUGCUUCAGCAAAUCAUCCCAUAAACCUGCUCAAGAAAGCACUUUGUGCUAUCAGCAAGAACAUCACCUCCACUUUGAUGGACAGGCCUCAUUUUUGGCAGCUAUGCUAUCAGAGAUUUAGACUAAAUAUCCAAGAUCCCUCCCUAGCUCAGAUUUUUAUAGUUGAGUCUGUGGUUACAACAGCAUAUUGAAUUCCAUCUUCAGAGAGGCAAAGAUUUAGGCUUAAUAUUUCAUGAGAUACUUAAGUAUCAAGAGAUACUUAAUUCUUCAAGAGAGCCUAGUAAGCAAUCUCCUUAUUUUAAUUUAGACUCAGUUGAACUGAUUAAUAUUGCAUGAUGAUAGUAAACUAGUUUCCUAGACAUAACUGAGGUAGCUGCUUCUGGAAUAUGUUAAGUAAUUUUAAAGUUAACAUAUUGAAAGAGAAAUGGAUCUUGGCUACUCUAGGUGACAAAGUGAAAUUUUUAUUGUUGCUAAGACAAAAAAUACUGUGCCAAUAUUAUAUAAUUAACCUUCUCCAACACUUUUGAUGUCUUAGAUUUAGUAAUAUUAUUAAGACUUUUAAAAAUGAAGACAUUCAGGGAAAUUUAUGCUUGAUCAUUGGUGAAUGUCUCAGUUUAAAGUAUAACAGUUGAAUACUUGCGGCUUACCUGUUGAUGUGUUUAAACGUUAAUGGAAAGUGAUUAAACAAUCUCCCAAAUGGACCUAUGAUUUUAGUAAUAAAGAUGUUCCUUCUAAAAUCUUCACAGUGUGAGUCAGACUUAAAAACAUUUUUAAAUUAAGUACUAUGUUCAGUUUCUAAUUUCCCUUUUGCCACUGUGGAAAGCAAAAUUUUAAAGUGUUUCCUACCUCCUGUUAGAAUUUUUAAAACACCCACCAGUCAGACUAUCUUGUGAGAAAUGGUAGCACAGUGAAUAAAAUUGGUAUUUUAAAUUAGGUUAAGUAGAAUGUGAAGUACCCUUCAUAUUUACUAGUUUUUCUCCCAUUGUUCAUUGUAAGUUGCCUUAAAUUCAGUGCUGUAUUUAAAAGUAUUGGUUAUAAUAGGUACUCAGUAAAGUGGUCUGUAGUUGAAUGUCUAAGCUAGCAUUGUUUUAAAAGUAAUUUAUUAAUCAGAAUGAUGGUACACCUUGUGUUUAGCAAAUUUGUUUGCAUGUUGAUAAAAUUUCCUAAGUCUUUUUUCUUAAAUCCAAUUGAUCCUACAAAAUAGUUGAUUAAUGCAGCAUAUGAAAAAGCUGGUUAUAUGUUUCAACUGGUGUUAAAUGUGCCUGACAAAAUCUUACAUCAUACAGUAUUUUUUAAUUAAUAGAACUUCAGUGAUAUACUUGGUAGAUAUUUCAAGCCUUUUCUGUGUCUUACACAAUGGUGCUCUAUCCUAUUGUUUUCUCUUUUCAAAGAAGCAUCUGAACACUUGCAUUUGCAUAUUUUUAUCCAAAGGCAUUCACAUCUAAGUGGGUUUUUUAAGUUGAUUAAAAUGUUUUUCUUCACCUAGAAUGGUUUCUACAACAGCUGUGGCCAACUGAAUCUGAAUAUCAGUAGUUUGUGGGAAAGGUGAAUGUAUUAGAUUAAAGCUCUUAGAAAAAAGCUUUAAACCAAACUAUGGACUUGUAUCAUGAUUUAACAGUAUUCUUGAAUCCUUCUUGCAGUAAUUCGUUCCUUUAGUUGUACAGUAGCUCUGUGAAAUAAUGUUGCUGUGAAUUGAUACUGUAAUCAAUAAAGUGCUUUUAACAGA